UUUUUCUUGUAAAUUUGUUGGAGUUCAUUGUAGGUUCUGGGUAUUAGCCCUUUGUCAGAUGAGUAGGUUGCAAAAAUUUUCUCCCAUUCUGUAGGUUGCCUGUUCACUCUGAUGGUAGUUUCUUUUGCUGUGCAGAAGCUCUUUAGUUUAGUUAGAUCCCAUUUGUCAAUUUUGGCUUUUGUUGUCAUUGCUUUUGGUGUUUUAGACAUGAAGUCCUUGCCCAUGCCUAUGUCCUGAAUGGUAUUGCCUAGGUUUUCUUCUAGGGUUUUUAUGGUUUUAGGUCUAACAUUUAAGUCUUCAAUCCAUCUUGAAUUAAUUUUUGUAUAAGGUGUAAGGAAGGGAUCCAGUUUCAGCUUUCUACAUAUGGCUAGCCAGUUUUCCCAGCACCAUUUAUUAAAUAGGGAAUCCUUUCCCCAUUGCUUGUUUUUGUCAGGUUUGUCAAAGAUCAGAUAGCUGUAGAUAUGUGGCAUUAUUUCUGAGGGCUCUGUUCUGUUCCAUUGGUCUAUAUCUCUGUUUUGGUACCAGUACCAUGCUGUAACCAAACAAUUUUUUAAAGAGAAGUUCAUCAAAUGCUUUUUUGCCAACCAAAAAAAAAAAAAAGAAGAAAAAAAGAUAGACAAUCUUUUCUUAAAAAAAAAUGUUUCUUUUCUAAUUGUUUUCUUUUCUAAAAACAUAAGUCUGUAUGCCAAAGAUAAAGCUUUGAUGACUGUACACACCCUGUCUUCUUCCAUAGUAGCUGUUAUUACUGCUGAGCCUUCUGAAAAGUGUUUAAGGAGUGAUAACAAGGGACCCUAGAGAAUCUGAGACUUUUCGUUGCUAAACAAAAAAUCAGAACCACGCUUGAGACGUUAUACUACUAAGACAACAAGAACAUUUGUCUCAUAUCAAACAAAAGACAGAGUCUGCUAACUGCAGUGAUGGCCAGAAGAGACAGCCUGCAAGUCUAGUUCAUCCUUAUGAAGAAAACAGGAUCUGAAAAAAACUCACACCUCGAAAUCAUCUCUUCUGUGUGAUGGGAUAAGAGAAAAACCGAGGGCAAAAUGCAAAUUCACAUGCAACUAGAAAUCACAAUUAAAAAUCUAUAAUGUAUGAUAUGUGCUAAGCUUUACAAUAAGAGUCUAUGAGAAACAGCUUACUUCCUACCAGCCAGGACAAAAUAUUCGCACACUGUUAUACAAACAAAUCUUCCUAGCCAUACGGUAGUUCCCUCUGAUACAGCACUCUGGGCAGAGAGCAAUAAACAAAAUCCAGACAGGAAGUAGCCAGAAAAAAUAAAUGGCAGAGCUUUCUGGCAGUAUCCUCCUGUAGAGAAACAAGAGACAGCUUUUUAUUUUAAUAAAAUUAUCUUAGAACCCAGGCCCUAAAAUUACUUAUUAAUAUGAUUCCCCACAGAGGUGGGGAAGUUAUAAAUGAGGUUGUAGUGUUUUGGCUCCAUUCCUAGAGUCAACAUCAUGAAGUGAACUCUAUUUACUGACCACUGACAACUCCAGAAUCAAAUUCCCAUCCAGAAUGAACAAUUUUGACCUACCCCCUAGCGGGUGCCCUUUCUGAAGUCUUUUCUCAUUUUAAGGCAUAUGGAUUUGUGCUAACGGAAAUUCCACGUAAAAAUUUCAACCUACCAAAAUGAGUGCAUUCUUUCCACAGAAGAAUGUUUGAAGAAACUACAGUUGCUUUUAAGUUAAGAUUGACAGGCCAGGCAUGGUGGCUCAUGCCUGUAAUCCCAGCACUUUGGGAGACCGAGGCGGGUGGAUCACUUGAGGCCAGGAGUUCAAGACCAAUCUGCCCAAUAUGGUGAAACCCUGUCUCUAAUAAAAAUACAAAAAAUUAGCUGGGCAUGGUGGAGCACACCUGUAAUUCCAGUUACUUGGGAGGCUGAGACAGGAGAAUCGCUUUAACCCAGGAGGCAGAGGUUGCAGUAAGCCAAGAUCACGCCACUGCACUCCAGCCUGGGAAACACAGUGAGACUCUUUUUCAAAAACAACAACAACAACAACAACAAAAAACUUUAACAAUACAUUCAAAAUUUACUUUCCUAACAUGGAUAUCUAAACAAUACAUUAAGCAAGAUAUAAUAUUGCAUGAUAUGCUCUGGUGCUGUCUGUGAAUAAUAAUGCCUCUUAAAAGAAUAAUAAUGCCUCUUUAAAGGUGUUGUGUCUUCCCCGCACUAGGCCCAGCUCUCCUGCCACAGCCCCUCACCCCCUGAAAAUGUACACCUGCUCCAAGUUCGUCUCCACUCCCUCCUUGGUCAAGAGCGCCUCACAGCUGCUAAACCAUCUGCUACCUGCAGUGGUGCUGAAACGACCAGAGACACUGACAGGUGAGAACCUCAGCAGCUUGGCAGUCUCAUGUCCCCUUACCUCGCUUGUCCCUGGCCACAGCUUCGAAAGCAGCGCCAUUUCAAGGGACAUCGACACAACAGCCAAGUUCAUUGGGGCUGGGGCCGCCAUAGUUGGGGUGGCGGGCUCUGGGGCUGGGAUUGCAACUGUGUUUGGGAGCCUCAUCAUUGGUUAUGCCAAGAACCCUUCUCUGAAACAACAGCUCUUCUCCUACGCCAUUCUAGGCUUUACCCUCUAG
Molecule: messenger RNA, 2574 nt
Organism: Pongo pygmaeus (Bornean orangutan)
Lineage: Eukaryota; Metazoa; Chordata; Mammalia; Primates; Hominidae
Product: ATP synthase F(0) complex subunit C2, mitochondrial-like
Exons: 1
Coding region: 2206-2574 (122 amino acids)
Biological process (GO): proton transmembrane transport; proton motive force-driven ATP synthesis
Molecular function (GO): proton transmembrane transporter activity
Source: RefSeq, a predicted model, not a curated record